Messenger RNA from Cornus florida, 2327 nucleotides. RefSeq names its product chaperone protein ClpB1-like. The transcript is spliced from 7 exons. Gene Ontology annotation, molecular function: ATP binding; ATP hydrolysis activity. NCBI's taxonomy places the organism in Eukaryota, Viridiplantae, Streptophyta, Magnoliopsida, Cornales, Cornaceae. The record is from RefSeq and is a predicted model, not a curated record. Gene Ontology annotation, biological process: cellular response to heat. Bases 1 to 1422 code for a protein of 473 amino acids. Gene Ontology annotation, cellular component: cytoplasm.
AUGGAUAUGGAACAAUGGAUGAUUGAAAUUCCGAGGAAGCUUGAGGUGGUAUACAAGGAGAAAUUGGAGACCACUUAUGCUGUUGAAAUUCACACCGAUGCUAUAUCACUUAGAUACUCUGAUGGUUGGUUUGUCUGGCCUCCCUCCACUGAUUUCUUAUACAUUGAAAUUAAAUAUACUAUUUGGUUGCCACUGAUAUAUAAUGUCUGUCGUUUAUGUUUUCCUGGCAUUUCUUCGGUUUUGUUGUCUAAUGAAGUAGUUGAUGACCAUCUGGAGGCUGCACUGGAAAAGAUGGCGGUGGAGAUGGGGGAAAAAGCCUGUGUGAAAUUGAGACUUGAUCUAGACACGAAUGCGGAAGAGAAGGCUUUGGAUUUUGACGAAUACUCAUUGUGUCGUGCACUUGUUGAAUGGGAGGAAAUCAAUAGAGAGAAGGAUUCUGCUAAGAAGCUUUGGAUUCCUCAUACACAGUCAUGCUGGAAAAAACGUACCAAAUUUUGGUUUCACGAUUACAGGAGAUGGAAGGUUCGAAUGGUAGCGAGUCCUCUGACUGGGAUCCCUGUUUCAUGGCUUCUUCAUUUUCCAGAGCCGCCACUUCAGGGCCUCGAACCAAGACUUGCUGAAGGGAUAAUUGGACAAGAACAUGUUCCAUUUGUUAUUAGCAACGCAUUGUCAAGGCGUAGAGAUGGUUCUUGCCCAAUUGGAUCAUUUCUAUUUUUAAAUGGCCUUGCACCGGGAUGGAAAGAGAUUGCCCAAGCUCUUGCCAAGCAACUUUUUGAUGACAAAGAAAGGUUUAUAGAAAUCGACUUGUCAAAUUACUCAGACUCAGAAUCUGUUACACGCCUCUUUGGUUUUCCCUCCAGUUCCUCUUAUCAUGAAGGUUGUUCCACAGAAGGUCUGCUCACAAAAAUUGUGAGGCCUUAUAACGUAGUGUUGUUUGACAAUGUUGACAAGGCUCAUGCUUCUGUUAUUGAUGUUCUGAUUGAGAUCAUUAGCCACGGCAGAGUAUCAAAUGACCAAGGAAGCACCCCUGACUUCACCAAAACACUGAUUAUUAUGACAUCGAAUGUUAUGGAUGGUAAAGUCCAAUUGUGGCACUGCAAAUGCGCAGAGAGGAUUCGAGAACACUCGCUGAAAGACUUACCAUCUCCUGGUCCGUUUCAAAUAGGGCAUCGAUGCAUCUAUUUUGAUCUUCUGAGGGAGGCUAGAGAACAUUUUGGAGAGAAGUUGUUUCAAAAACUGGAUGAUGUGAUUUUCUUUAAGCAACAUCGUUUUGAGCAAUAUAUGGCUGCUACCAGGCUCCAGCUCAGGGAAAUAGCCAUGAGGACCAUGACCGAGAAAAGACUGAUUUUAUACCCAUCUGAUGCUGCACUCCAUCAUAUUUGUGCACGCCAAAUUGGCAUCAAAUGUGUGGAUAUGCUAUGAGGUUUUGGCUAGAGAAGAAUUUGGUCCCUUUGUUAGCUGAUAUGCUUGCAAAAAAUGAGAUAGAUGAUAUGGCCACGAUUUACAUUGAUGCACUGGUGGGAAAACAGGAGUUGUCUUUAAGAUUGGAGAAAGAUGGCUAUCCAGCGGAAAAUCUUUUUAUGAUGCAGUGCAGAAAAUCUUUAAGGGAAUUAAGAGCUAUGUAUCUGAAAGAGAAAGAACGAGUCAACAAGAUCUACUUGUUAAGAAGAAAUUUGUUUGAACUGAUGAAUUUACUAGAUGCAGAGGCUAGUGCAGAUAUGGACUGUGUUGCAAAGGUUGCUCAAGCGCUGGUUAAGACAUUAGAUUAUAUCAGAAAAAAUGCAAUUGAAGUCGACAUUAUGCUCAAUGAGUACAAAAUGGUUAAUGGGAACUCCUUAAAUGAGGAAGUUGAGCUUAAGCAGAGUGAAAGUCUUAGCAAGAGGUCUAAGAGUGAAGUGCAGGGACUUAAGAUGAGAUUGAGUGGAGUGGUGGGACAACAUCAGGCAGUUGAUGUUGCAUUAGAUACUCUACUGAAUUCUAUUGAUGCACAGCAUGAUCUACCACAUCGACCUAUUUUUAUUCCUGUUCUUGGGUGUCACGGGAGCUGGUGAAGCAGAUCUAGUUGACUGUCUUGCUAAGCAUCUCAUUGCUGAUGAUGGGAUGAACCUGCUUAUUCAUAUUGACUUGUCUGAAUACACAGAAUCAGAUUCAGUUUUCCUGUUCUUAAAUGGACCGUUGGAUCUUCCGUAGUAACAUUACUUGUUAUUGUCACUUGGUUGUUUGAAAUGUUUAAAUUACCCGUGUGUAUGUUUCAUUCUAUUGUUACCACAUGACUGAUCACUUUUAUGGUAUAUUUGGAUAGUGGCCCUGAGCAACAUGGUUCGUCA